Messenger RNA from Labrus bergylta (ballan wrasse), 548 nucleotides. NCBI's taxonomy places the organism in Eukaryota, Metazoa, Chordata, Actinopteri, Labriformes, Labridae. The record is from RefSeq and is a predicted model, not a curated record.
GGAGGGAUGGAGGUCUAAAAGCAGGGAGGCAGAGUCUCAGCCUGACACUCUGCCUAGUGGUGCCUUCACUGCCUCAUGGUGCCUUCACUGAGUCUCGGACCCCCCCUCUUUGAACCAAUGACGCUAAAACUGGACUCUGUUCUCCUGUGCUCCCCCAGCUCAGCCAGAUGAACACACACAGGAGAGGACUUACAGCCAAGGCCCAGCAGCUGUGCUUCUGGCUCUUUCUUUGCUUCCGCCCGGCGCUGGCUGGUGUCCCUGGUCCCUGCCGUCACUCUGUAACCCAGGAUCAUUUCCUGAGCCUAAACCGCCUGAUUGAUAACCAGUUGGAUAACAGCUGUUUCAUUAUCUACCCGUUCACCGAGUGUCUCAAUCUGAGUAAAGUGUGUUGUGUUAAAGCAGCGUUCCCACACAUCCUCGAUCUCCUCAGCUCACAUUUCCAUUAUGCCCAGAGUUCAGACAACAGACGAUACGUCAGCACAUUGGAAACCGUCAUCUUCCACCUGUACUCACAGGGCUGCGUCCCUGAGAUCAACGAGGAGUAUGAG